Molecule: messenger RNA, 1232 nt
Organism: Cuscuta epithymum
Lineage: Eukaryota; Viridiplantae; Streptophyta; Magnoliopsida; Solanales; Convolvulaceae
Source: the annotation of a GenBank genome assembly
GUUGAGAACAGACUGGCAUCGGAGAUCUUCUGGUAGGGGUUCUGUCGGGAUGGACGGUCGAAUACGAGACGAACGGUGAGAGUCAGCUGAAGCGAAGAUGGUGAGUAAAACGGAAGAGGACAGAGUGAACAGUUUGGAGGUUCAAGUGGACAAUGGAGGUGGCGGCGCGUGGGAAUAUCUAUCUCUUGUCCGGAAGCUCAAGCUCCGCCGAUCCGACAAGGUCUUGAAGCACGGUCUCGCCCUCCUUAAUGAUGACAAAGCUCGAUCUGCUCUUGGCACUGAAGAAUGGACAUUAUAUGAGCAGGUGGCUAUUGCUGCUAUGGACUCCCAUUGUCUUGAUGUGGCAAAGGAGAACAUUAAAGUUUUGAAGAAAAAGUUUCCAGGAAGCAAACGAGUUGGCAGGUUAGAAGCAAUGUUGCUUGAGGCCAGGGAAUUAUGGGAGGAGGCCGAAAAGGCUUACUCAAGCCUACUGGAGGAAAAUCCAUUUGAUCAGGUCAUACAAAAGAGGAGGGUAGCCAUGGCAAAGGCAGAAGGCAAUAUGUCAGGAGCAAUUGAAUUGCUAAAUAAGUAUCUCGAAAUAUUCAUGGCAGAUCACGAUGCUUGGAGGGAACUUGCGGAAAUGUAUGUCUCCCUACAAAUGUAUAAGCAGGCGGCUUUCUGCUAUGAGGAGCUCCUCUUAUCUCAACCAACAGUUCCUCUUUAUCACUUGGCUUAUGCUGAUGUGCUCUAUACAUUAGGUGGACUUGACAAUAUAUCCAGACGGCCAAGAAAUAUUACGCAACUACCAUAGACUUAACAGGUGGAAAGAAUACCAGAGCCCUUUUUGGUAUAUGCUUGUGUACAUCUGCCAUAGGGCAUCUGACUAAAGGACGGAGGCAGGAGGACAAAGACAAAUCAGAGCUGCAAUCUUUGUCCUUUAGGGCCCUGGAGAAAGAUUACAAUGAGAAAGCUUCUGAUAAACUUUCUCUUCUUGCUUCAACUUUGAGAAGUUUGAAGAUUUGAUCAUUUUUUUUGCAUUUUUUAAAGCUUGUGUCUUUCAGAUGGUUUAUGCCCCUCAUCAGUUGCUUUAAUUAUUGAAAGCUGACCAUGUGUGCUGUCAGGUUUAAUCACUUAGAUGUUUCUCUUUUGUUGUCAACGUGGGAUUUAACAGAAGAUGUUUCAUAAAGCUGUACUAGAAGGGAAAACAAGGAAAAUAGUUUAUCAGAGAAUUUGGCUGUUUCACUUCAAAAAAA